AUGUCUACCCAACCACCACCAGCUAAGCGUCGCAGAAUCGACCUCUUCGAGGGAUUUUGUGUCACCCUCGGACAAGACGACGAACAGAAGACCAUCACAGUCGCGAAGACCUACCUCACCAAGUCGUCCGACUAUCUCAAGAAGGCCUGCAAUAAGGAGUGGAAGGAAGGCCAGAUGAAGACUAUCGAGUUACCGGACAUCAAGCCUGACACCUUCGCCAUCUACGUCCAGUGGCUGCAAACUGGAGAGCUGGUGCUGUCGGCCGAAGAACUCCCAGCUAGAGAUGCCGAACGGUCCACCAUAGUUACGCAUUGGGACGUCCUCCAGCCGAAGAUCGUCGACCUUUACAUUCUUGUUGAUUACCUAGCCAACACCAUAGUGCGCAACUUAGCGAUUGACGAGUGGAAAAGCGCAACGCACGCUUUGAAGUUCGGCCCAAGUAUCUCGGAGGUCAAGGUCGUUUACGAGAAGACUCCGCCCAAAUGCAUGCUCCGCAAGCUGAUGGUGGACUGGUCCGUGGCAGGCGUUCAAUCUGAAUGGAUCACGAACAAUGGGACAAAUCUUCCUGCUGAGUUUCUGGCCGACGUAUUCGCCGAAUGGACAAGACUUCGAGGUGAGAAGGAAUGGCCGCAAGCGCCGUAUGAGCGCGAGAAGUGCUAUUAUCACGAGCAUGACGAGGAACGCUUGAAGUUCACUUGA
Messenger RNA from Fulvia fulva, 699 nucleotides. RefSeq lists its product as uncharacterized. The record is from RefSeq and is a predicted model, not a curated record. The transcript has 3 exons. Gene Ontology annotation, molecular function: protein binding. Bases 1 to 699 code for a protein of 232 amino acids. NCBI's taxonomy places the organism in Eukaryota, Fungi, Ascomycota, Dothideomycetes, Mycosphaerellales, Mycosphaerellaceae.